AUGGCAACCAACGCAGAGAGCGCCAAGGCGACGCGCGAUCUCCUCGGGAGGGCGCAUUCGCCCCGAUCCGUGGAGAGAAUCUACACAGAGAAGAUCCAGCAUCGAAAACUGCACUUGCGCGCGACAUCUCCACCGCCCUCGGAGCUCAACACCCGCGCUGCGCGACGCAGAAAGAGGCAGGCAGAGAAGGACAAGAAGAAGCAAAAGCCGGCACCACUCUCAGCACGCGAGAAGAGGCGCUUGGGUCUGCACGACAUUCCUCGCGAGGGUCAAAAGUACGACAUCUACGAGCCACUCAACAAGCUAUGGCAAGGCUACAUCAACGAGGUGCUCGGCAGCGACGUAUACACCGGCGGACCCAACACGGCGGCGAAGCUCGCGAGCGCCGAGUUUCACGGGGCAAUUGUCAAGGUUGUUCGCAGCCGAUGUCCUGGGCGCGUCGGCAUCAAGGGAGUUGUGGUGAGGGACCGCAAGCAUGUCCUGGAGGUAGUGACGAGGAAGCAGGGCGUGAAGAUGGUGCCCAAGGAGGGGACGACCUUCCGCGUGGAAGUACAAGUCCCCGGCAAAUCAGCCAAAGGCACUUCAGCCGAGCCGGCGACAGAGUUGCCAGAAACCACUAGCGACGACAAGAAGCCGACCCAAGGAAACGUCUUUGUCUUUGACUUGCUUGGGGAUCAGCUCAUGGUCAGGUCAGCGGACCGUGCGACGCGCAAGUUCAAGGCGCAUUUUCUGAAGGAGCUUUGA
Messenger RNA from Emericellopsis cladophorae, 744 nucleotides. Its product is annotated as Ribonuclease P protein subunit-like protein. The coding region runs from base 1 to 744 and encodes 247 amino acids. NCBI's taxonomy places the organism in Eukaryota, Fungi, Ascomycota, Sordariomycetes, Hypocreales, Bionectriaceae. The transcript has a single exon. Gene Ontology annotation, biological process: rRNA processing; tRNA 5'-leader removal. Gene Ontology annotation, molecular function: ribonuclease P RNA binding. The record is from RefSeq and is a predicted model, not a curated record. Gene Ontology annotation, cellular component: ribonuclease P complex; ribonuclease MRP complex.